Saccharomycodes ludwigii is the source of this 930-nucleotide messenger RNA. RefSeq names its product Swc5p (gene SWC5). The transcript has a single exon. NCBI's taxonomy places the organism in Eukaryota, Fungi, Ascomycota, Saccharomycetes, Saccharomycodales, Saccharomycodaceae. The record is from RefSeq and is a predicted model, not a curated record. Bases 1 to 930 code for a protein of 309 amino acids.
AUGCAACCAAAAGUAAUGCAAAAAGAUCAACAUUAUCUACUAGAUAACCAAGAUCAAUAUGAUGAAGAAUUAGAUCAAGAUUAUGUCCUACCUACAGAAGACACAACAAAAGAGAAUAUCAAAAACGACACCGGUUAUCAUAGCGUUGAUAGUGAUAGCGAAGAUGAAGCUACUAAAGAACUUGACCUUAAAUAUUCCACCAUAGUCAGUGAAUCUGGUGGUCUAGUCAAAACCAGAAGGGCAAGGCAAUUGGAAUUAGAAAACUUAAGAAAGAAUAAAUAUGAAAAUAUAAAUAACAAAGAGAGUAAUAAUAAUAAUAUUGACACCUCUUCAAUUAGUAAUAUAUGGAAAGAAUUAAAGGCAGAAAGUGAAAACAGGUUGUACAAUACAAAAUGUGGUAAAAAUGCUAAAUCUAUAAUGGGAACUCGCUUCAACGAUGAUUGCAAUUCUAAAAAUGAUGAUUCCACUUUUGAGCAAGAAAGGAUAAAAAUAAAAAGAAGCUACAAAUUCGCCGGGGUUGUACAUACCGAGGAGAAAUGGGUUGCUAAAUCCAGUGCAGCAGCCAAAGAAUACCUGAAUAGUUUGAAGUUCCUUGACUCUGCCAUUAACCCCGAAGGCAAAAAUAUAAAAAACAACAAAAACAAUAAGAUAACAAAACAAGCAAGUACUAUUCUACGAAGACCUUUGAAAAGACCUCCCAUUUUAGAGAAAAUAAUAGCAGGCUCUUUGAAACCCAAGUUAUCUACUUUGGAAAAAUCUAAAAUAGAUUGGGCACUUUAUGUGGAUAACCAAGGAAUUAAUGAUGACUUAAAGAAUCACAAUAAGGAUGGGUAUUUAGCCAAACAAGAUUUCUUGAAUAAAGUAGAUUAUAAUAGGGACCUACAGUAUAAAAAAUUAAGAGAAAAGGAAUUAGCUGAAAAAUAUAAAUAA